AGUACACUAUCUGCAUCCUAUCUCUUACGUACAUCUAUGUGCACAGAAAUGCUUGCAGAAAAGGCCAAACAGAAAUAUCCAUUACUGAAAUAGCCAGACUAGAUGUCAUUUGGAUCAAGGGAAAAACAAUACAUGAUUAUCAGGCUGAGAAUUCAGUACAAGGUACGAAUUCAACAAAUUACUUCGUUUUUCAUCUGUGCAUUCUUUCAGCUUGGAAGAAGUAAAACUAAUGGUUCGCAUGCCGUCAUAGAUGAUGAUGAAUGGGUCAAACCAGUAACUCAGCCACGAACCACAAUGCCCACGAAGUGCUACAAGAUAGUGGAAUCACAAACACACAUAGACAGGCACUUGCAAAACCGUGCUAUAAUUUCACUUCUUCUUCUUUGAGAAAGAUGGUGAUGUGUUGGUUGUUGAAGGUUGCCAAUACUGCAUCUCUCAAGUUGUUCCACAUUAGUAAUGCCAUAAUUUGGUUCUACUAAAUGAUGUUUGCUUCUUAAUUGCAAUGUUCCUUGCAGGUGGAGGGUUACCCUCACUUAAGAGAAUCAAUGCAAGUGUAGAUGCUGGAAUGACUACUCCAUCUGUUCAGACCAUUGGUGCAUCCUAGAAGUGUGGAAUUAUCUGCUCUGCCCAUACAAUAAGAAAAGUUGGUAAUGGUAUGGCAGUCAGUGCUAGCACCAGCCUUUAUACACUUAAGAGCAAAAGAAAUUGGAACAUCUGCCUAAUAUCGUGUAGGGCACAAGCAAGCAUGCAGAAGUGCCACAGCAUGACAUGGCAUGAACUUGACUAAUGUCUGAAGUAGUGCUUGGGGGAAUUGACACCAUGAAGCCUGCAGGACUGUCCAUGAAUCUGUAAGAGUACAAGGGUUAACGAGUUUGGUGGCCAGCAGUAGUGUUUAAUCUCACAAGAUGUUCCUGGAGUCACUCUCAGACAUGUGGAGUGUUGCAUUGUCUUGUUGGAAUGGCCCAAGUCCGUCGGAAUGGAUGCAGGUGGUCAGACAUGAUGCUUGUGUAAGUGUCAUGGAUCAGAGUCAUAUCUAGAUGUGUCUAGGGUCCCAUAUCACUUGAAUUGCACAUGUCACACACCAUUACAGAGCCUUCACGGGUUCAUGAGGUUGUCUCCAUAUGUCCAUCCACUCGAUAUUGAAACAAUACUUGUCUGACCAGGCAACAUGUUUCCAGUCAUCUACAAUUCAAUGUCAAUGUUGACAAGCCCAGGUAAGGCAUAAAGUUUUGUGUCGUGCAGUCAUCAAGGGUGCACGAGUGGCCCUUUGGCUCUGAAAGCCCAUAUUGAUGAAUGGCUCGCAUGCUAACACUUGUUGAUGGCCCAGCAUUAAAAUCUGCAUAAUUCAUGUUGAACGAUUCUCUUCAGUCAUCGUUGGUCCUGUUCUUGCAGAAUCAUUUUCUAGCCGCAGCAAUGUCGGAGAUUUGAUGUUUCACCGGAUUCCUGAUAUUCACGGUACACUUGUAAAAUGGUCAUAAAGGAAAAUCCCCACUUCAUCACUACCUCGGGGAUGAUGUGUCUCAUGGCUUGUGCGCUGACAAUAACACCAUGUUCAAACUCACUUAAAUCUUGAUAACCUGCCACUGUAGCAGCAGUAAAGCACCUAACAACUGCACCAGAAACUUGUUGUCUUAUAUAGGCGUUGAUGACUGCAGCACCGUGUUCUGACUGUUUACAUCUCUCUGUAUUUGAAUACACAUGCCUGUACCACUUUCUUUGGUGCUUCAGUGUAUAUGAUCAAUUGUCUGGCAUUUGUGUCUUUCUCCGCUUCAGUAUUUUCUGCACACAGUAACAUCAGGUAAAGUUUUCAUGGUAUCCGUCCAGUGAUGUGAUGCUAUUUAGAACUGAGAAGUCUAUUUAGAACUGAGGAGUGUAAACUGACUGCAGUCACCAGUAUCCAUUUCACUUCAGUUGCACUUCAAGGUAAUUCUGUUCCCACAUUUGCUGGUUGGAUGGUCCAGAUACUGACAAAUAGGUUAUCUGUUUACAAAAGCCAAACUAAUGUUUUGGCAAUGGUGAGUUGUGCAGAUAUCUCUUGGGGGACUGGCAGCAGCUCUUGUAUAAAUGUCAUGCAGCAAGUGUCAGGACGCCUUAUUCAUGCCCAAGGCCAGCGAGCCUCUCCUUCAUUCAGCCUCCUUCGGAUAUGAGGUGCACUGUUGAUGGUAGCAGUUGGAUUGGUAAUAGCACUAAGAAAUAGCUUCACCAGAAAUGAACAUACCUACUCAAAAUAUUGUGCAUGUGAAACCUCAAUUAGAGUUUUUGUCUGCCUGAAAACUAUAAGAGCAAGUACUGACCAAACCAUCUACUGUGGAGUGAUAUGUAACAGUUUCCAUUGUGUUUGUCCAAUAUGCAGCUCACAGUAUAGUAAGCAAGUCCAAAACUUGGCUUUUUAUGGAAUGACAGAAUAAACAAAUCUGUUCAGAGUAUGAACAAAAUAAAAUGUAAAUGACAAAUGUUAAACUGUAGAAUGUACAACCGCAUCUGCUGCACCAGUUUCAGAGUUUCUUAAAAAAUACAAAUAACAUUAAGUACUCAGUAAGGAAAAGGCCAUUUUAAAGAUUGGCUGUACUGUUAUUGACCUUAAUGAAAUACCAAAUUCUUCAAUGCACACGGCAGAAACUAUUCAAAAGCUUUGUCUCAAUUAACAAACCAACAUUUCAGAAUUACCAGUGUCAGUUAAAUUUCCUUUGGUUGAAUGAGUAAUACUUAUUCCAAAAAGCAUGAUAUUUCAUCGGGUAAUAACAUUAACAAACAAAGCAAAACAAAACAUUUUCUAAGUAUAGAGUAAUCAACUAGCACAAAGCAACAAUUACCUAGCUGCAUUGCUAAUUUAUGAGAAAUGGUUGGUUGGUUGGUUGAUUUGGUGGAGGGAACCAAACAGCGAGGUCACUGGUCUCGUUGAAGUAGGGAAGGAUGGGAAAGAAAGUCAGUAUGCCCUUUCAAAGGAACCAUCCUGGCAUUUGCCUGAAGCAAUUUAGGAAAAUCAUGGAAAACCUAAAUCAGGAUAGCCAGAUGAGGGUUGGUUUGAACCGCCGUUCUCCCAAAUGCAAGUCCAGAGAGAUGAUUGCCUUCCAGCAGUUCAGAGAUAUAAUCAAGAUAUUACACUGUAGUGGAUGUCUUUAGAUAGCAAGGCAACAAGAAGCUGUAGCAAAAGGGAUGCUAUGAUGUCCAACUGUUCAUUUCUAGAAUGUGCUUGGGUGGGGAGGACCACAUGUGUGUGUAUUUCAUCUCUUGUUGCUCAAACCGUGUAUAUAUAAGCUGUCACUUUGCCGUUCUAUCCCUAAUAAACGACAAAUGUUCAAGAACAGUCUAUUUUCAUUUUACCACUGAAAUGAAUGUAAUGAUUUGCACCACUGAUAAUGUUACAUUCUGUCUAUAUGCAUUCCGCAUGUUUUCAUUAAACGCUGCCAUAUUGACUAUGCAGUGACUUAACCUAUGGUACAUAGUAACGUACAACCACUGGUAUUUCCAGUGAUGUUCAUGUUAUUAGUUUUAACAUUAUGUCUACAAAUACACUGACUGACAAAAAAAAGUCAAGCACCCAGAAGGGGAUUAGGAACCAGACUGAAAUUUCACGAGCAGAAAGAGCAUGCGUUGUUAUUUCAGUGAUUACAAAACAGACCUUUCCCAUGAAACUGGCAGAAGGACAUUUCAGUCCACCUGGCUUGGAUACAUCUACUAAUUUGACUGGGAAGGGUGUCAUAAAACUGUUGUAUUCUCUCCUGAAGCAAACUGGUUCUAACUGUCAUAACUGGUCCUCGAUACCCUGAAUAAUUGCACUGGUAUGGAGCUGACAUCCAAACUGGUCCCAUACAUGUUCUAAUGGGUAUGGAUUUAGCGAUAUUGCUAGCCACAGUAGUAUAUCAAUGUCACACUGUCAUUCUAUAGACACACAUUCAAUGUGUAGACGAACACUGUACUGUUGAAAAAUGACAUCACAAUACUGUCACAUGAGAGGUAACACACGAGGAUGAAGUAGCUCUGUGAUGUAUGUUGUGCCCUCAGAGUUCCCUGCAUCACUACCAGCCAUGACCUCAAGUCACAACCAAUGUCUCCCUGCACCACAACCAGUGAAAAUUCUCUGCACAUCUCUGGAAGAUUGGGAGGACUGGACCACUCCCCUCAUCACCUCCAUAUUUGCCAACAAUGGUCAUAAGGCGUAAUGCAAAAGCACAAAUCAUCUCCGAGCACCAUGUGACACUACUCAUCAGCAGUCCAUGCUUCUCGAUCAAGGCAACACUCCAAUACCAACUAUUUGUAUUGUGGUGGUAAUGGCACCCUAUUCACAGGUUGGUAAUUCCAUGGUCCAAUUGCUGCUAGUCUUCAACAAAUGGUGCAGCACAGUGCACAAUGCUGCACAGAGUUCAUCACUUAUUCUCGGAUGGCAGGCAUAGUCGCGAAGCCGUUGGUGCAAAACAUGGUGAUCCUCCCUUGUGGUCAUCAGAUGUGGUGGACCAGAAGCUUGGCAGUAAGUUAUUUCUGCUCUCACAUUUCCACACAGUCCUACAUCAGGCCACUGUCACAUUUAAUGCCCCACAAAUCUUGAUAUGCACAAUUCAACCAGCCUGCCAAAUGGAAUCCCUCAAUGAUGCCUCUUUCAAACAGUCAGGUGUUAAUAAUAUUCUCUCACAUGCUAUGUCAGUGGCCUUUGGAGUCAUCAUUCAAAACCUGACACAAUGUUCCCUUAUAUACCUCACCAGGUUUGGUGACAGCACUGAACAUUAACAACACUAAUGAAACCUGUUGGCUGCCUUACCUUUUUCACAGAAUUGCAACUCUAAUCAUCUAUAUACAUCCCACUGGUGCGUAGAUGUACAAAGUUACACUCACAUCAGACCAUGUCUCUUUGGUGCUUUACUUUUUUUUCUCAGGCAGGAAACAAAGCAGUUGUGCAUCCACCAUUAUGAGCUACACAUUUAUCAGUGUCUUGAUGCUUACACUGUACCAGUUAGUCAGAGCAAAUAAGAUUACAGAAAAGGUGCACUGAUAGUUAUAUUACAUAGAUAAGUGUUGAUGAAUUCUCAACUUCUAUUUUAAAUGCAUACUUACUAGCAAAUAUAUGUGCCUUUUUAAUGCACACUGCUCAACAAUAUACACUCUCAAAUAGUUACAGAUGUAACUCUUCAUAAUUUUACUUUAUUAAUUUUCAUUUGUUGUAAUUGCUGUCUACAGAGAACGAACUACAUUUAUAUGAUGGAUAACAAUUUUGAUUGUUCAAAAUCACAUCUCUCUUCAUAGCUAAAUUUUUAUGUUAAAUACAGAUAAAGUGUGUCAUUUAUCAUUAAUUUCUGAGAAAAAAAUUGAAAUAUACAAAUACAUUAUAAUGCUACAAUUGUAUAGUUACAGUACACACUGGUUAUUGUCCUAUGUUCUGCUAUUUGUAUUCUGGUCUUAGAAAUUAUACUUUCUCAAGUUUAAGAAAAGCAGAAAAUAUGUGCAGUUACAUAAAGCACAGGAAGUAUAAAAUAGCCUUUACUAAAUACUACAAAACUGAUACACCCUCACUGUUUUAAAACAUACUAAGAAAUGUAAUACAAUGUGUGUGAAGAAUUUGAUACCAUUAUUAACACUGAAAUAGACAAUAUCCAAAACCCUUUUCAUGAGUAGUACUUCUUAGCCUAUGUAAAUGGUAUAAUUUAUCAUGCAGUAUUAUUUAAAUGGUAGGCUGCUACUCAGCAUGUAGAGGAGAUGUUGAAUCACAUACAGGCACAACAAAAAGACUGCCCCAAACGAGAGUUUUUGCUCAAAAGGCUUUCUUCUCAACUAGAUGACACAAACAUGUUAAUGAAUGAGUGUGUGUUGUCUACUUUAGUGGAAGCCCUUUUGGCUGGAAACUCUCAUGUUUAGCAGUCUUUUUGUUCGGCCUUCUGUGAAUCAACAUCUCCUCUAUAUGGUGAGUAUCAAUCCAUUCUUCUUCAUCAUAAUGCCAUUAUUUCAUCCAGGGUUUUGAAUUGUUUGGUACUUAUUCAUACUGAAUUGAUACUGAAUUUUCAGUACAGAGAGGUCUGCACAAUAAAGCAGCCUAAUGAUUUAAAAUAUUUUGCACAAAAUGCAUCAUUUAGCAACUUUGAAAAACUUACAGAAAGAUAGAAAUACCAGAAGUGCUCUGUCACAAAUUUUUAAUUACUUCAUUCCAUUAGGUACAGCUUACACUGAAUUACUUCCAGAAGUGUAUUCUAUUAUUAUUUUUGAAUGAGUAAUGUUCCUAUCAAGUCUUCAAACUUCCUUGCUCUGCUUAAUAAACAAGAAUGUUUUCAUAUUCUAAUGUCACAACAAUCACUCAGUAACAUAGCAUUCAUGUUUUAGCUGUCUGUAGAACAGUAAUCUUCAACAAAACAAAAUAAAGAACCUGAAAAAGUCAUACCAAUUAUUGUGUAGAUACAGUGUCAGUAAAAAUUUAAAUGUUAUAUUCUUCAUCACCUAGUUCUCUUUAUUCAUCUUUUCACACUUUUACAGUUUCAGAAAAAAAACUUAUUAUUUUAACAAUCAUGUCUCAGUCCAGCUGUGUAGCACUAAUGAAGUGCUGUACCUAAACUACGCCAAAGUCCUUAAUAUUUCAAGCCUCACAAGCUUGGAGAAAUGAAGUCUUGAAGCAGACCCAGGUGGUAAAAUUUUCCAUUGGAAAUCAGUUCGAGAUCUGUCAUCCAUAUGAUCUGCAUCAGUUUUCAAAAGAUCAGGUAGGAAAACAAGAGGUGCAAUGGUAGUAGCUUACAUUUUCAUAUUUUUGCCAGUUGAUGAGAAAGAGGCUGUCAAACUGACCACUGGGUUUAUGAAAAUUAUUUAAAUUACCGUUCAUUUAAAAUGUUAGUGGAUUGUUCUGGCAGAAUGCAAAUACUUGUGGGUUAAAGGAGUCCACUCACCAAAAAAGCAGAAGAUGGCGGCAAGUAUACAUGUAGUUUCAAAUCGCUCAGUAAUUUGUGAUCGUAUUUCAUCAGUGAAGUGUACCACAUGCCAUAAAAUUGUGUUAAAUGGAUUAAGAAUUUGCGUGUUCGAUCAUAAGUGGUGCCAUACCCAUUUUUUCUCAUGAUUGGAAGUUCUAAAUAAGUGCGACUGCGGUAUGGAAUGCAACAGGCGGGACAAUGCCACUGAAAUGCACAGGGUAGGUUUGCAAGUGAAUGUAGAGAACGAACUUAGGAAAGAACUCGAUUAUAUUAUAAAAUACGCAAAAACACUUAAAAACGUGGUAACAAGUGUGAGAAAUUCCUCAAAAUCUAGCCUACAAGAGUUCUCAAAUACCAGUCAAAUAAGCAGCACACGACCAAAAACAAAAACAGCGGAACUUAGCUUAAAACUAAGUAAUAGGUUUAGUGUGCUUGAAAAUAGCACAGAGGAGAAAGAACAAUCAAAUUGUACCCUCAUCCACACAGACAGUUCAGUGAUCAACACUAAAUUGCACUCACAAAGCAAAACAAAUCGGCCUACUAUUUGUAAACAAAACAAAAACACACGUUGGAAAAUAGACAUGAAAUCCUUAUUCUAGCAGACAGCCAUAGAAGAGGUGUAGCCGAAAUUGUGCUACAACAGUUUUAAAGCAAGUAAUUUGUAAAAUGCCUGAAGUGAAAUUUUUUAUUGUCAGUAUCCCUCAUAGGUAUGAUCUCAUGGAAAACUCUUGCGUGAAUACUGAGAUUAUUACCGCCAACAGACUUUUCACUAAGAUAUGUCGAGGUUAUCCUAAUGCUACAUAUGUUAGGAUAAAUAGUGAUUGCAGAGAGCUUCUUUCCCUUUCAUGCUUCUGUGAAGUCCAUGCUCUGUAAAAUGCUAUGAGUGCUGAAAUAUCGAAUGCUAUUAAAGACUCUAAAGUAGAACGAAACACUAUAACACUGUCUGAAAACGGCCUUAUUACAGUAUCAAUAUUAGUGAAAAUAGGAAGAGCUGAUGUACCACGACCAUUGGUAGCAACAGUUUGAUGUUAGGCCGGUAUUACACUAUCAAAUUUCUUUGUCCAAUAUCUUUGUCAAAGAUAUUUGAUAGUGUAAUAAGGAAAUUUGACAAAUGUCGUCCAAUAUUUGAUCAAAUCUAGGGCGAGGCCGUAUAUUUGAUCAAAGAAAUCGCCUGUCUUCUGUUCAUUGCAAUGCGAUAUGUUACCACGCGGAGCGCCAGCAUCGCUGGAGCGUUCUGUCAUCUUUUGUGUUUGUAAACAUGGCUGCUAAAUAUAGUUGGUGUGUGGCGUCUACCACAAAAUUAAUUGAAAUGUACGAGGCGGAUGAAGCGCUUUACAAUGUGAGGCACCCUGAUUACAAAAACAGAUUACGAAGAUUGGAGAGCUAUAAAAAUAUAGCAGAGAUCAUUAGCAGUGACAUAAGGCCUGGAUGUAUGGCCGAGGACAUAAAGAAGAAGAUAAAUGGCCUCCGCACUAACUACUCGUACGAGAAAGCAAAAAUGCAUAAAAGCAAAAGUGGAGCCAGUACACAGGCGGCGUACACACCACAAGUGUACUGGUUUCAAAUGCUCAAAUUUCUCGACCAAGCAACCGAGGCACACAAGAGUGUGUGUAAUCUAGAGAGUACGGAAAGUGAGAGUGAACGUGCCACACCCACGUUUGAGGAAAUGUUUGAGCAUGAGAUGCGAGAGCCUGUCGCAUGCAGCGAGGCACAGCCACAGCCCCAGCGUCAAGAGCGGCCUCCCACUAAAAGAAGGAAAGUCACGCCAGACGUGGCAACAAACGUCAUGGAGGAGGCCAGCAGAACACUUAAGGCUAUGGCUGAUGCUGCCAGAACCAUGACUGUCCAUGAAGACCGCUACAGCACCCUUGGCGCCCACAUCGCAGCAGAACUGCGUGAAAUGGAGAAAGUGGGCGGCAGGGAAUACACCACUGCCACUAUGCACGGUCUGGAGUGGACAUUAAUGGACAGGUGGGAUUUUCUGCAUGCGACAGCCCGUACACAACCGUCGACCCAGGAUAUAUCCAGGCUGCCUUGCAACAGGCUGGAAUAGAGGAAGAUGAUUCUAUUCUUUAAAUAUGUAUGCAUAUAAUUUUUGUAUCUCUCCAAUCUUUGUAAUCUGUUUUUAUAAUCAGGGUGCCUCACAUUGUAAAGCGUCUCAUCCGCUUCAUACAUCUCUCUUUUAUUUUAGUUACAUAUCAAAUUACAAUGGAUGUGUGAUACCACAAAAUUAAUAAAUAAAAUAAUAACAAUUUAUCUUCAUGGGCAU
Molecule: messenger RNA, 9150 nt
Organism: Schistocerca gregaria
Lineage: Eukaryota; Metazoa; Arthropoda; Insecta; Orthoptera; Acrididae
Exons: 3
Coding region: 8140-8934 (264 amino acids)
Source: RefSeq, a predicted model, not a curated record